AUGUUCGGCUCAAACACCAUCCAGCCAUCACUUUAUCAAAACCUGCUGUCCCAAGGCGGCAACUCAACGUUUACCAUGAUCGAAAAUGCCCCUGCUCAGCCGAAGACGAGAACUGGAGGUUACCAUUGCCCUCCCAUUCCGGGCCUAACGCUCGUAGCUCCUGAACAGACCUUUUCCACCACUACCACUGUCGUAGGAGACGGUACUCUUCCUCCCACCCUUCCAGGGUCUCUUCCUCCCACAUCUUCGGAUACUGUCGUCGACGAGACUCAAUCCACCUCACUCUCCGAGGAGCCUGAGACUCCCAAGGAACCAUGCAUCUCGUUCGAAAAGGACUUCGACCCCAAUGCCAACAUGCACGACCUCGCUCGCCGCCUCGUACAAGACCGUCUCAAUCUUGGACUCGACCACUCAGAACUUCUGAUUGAGGCAUUGGUCCUCCGCAAGAAAGCUCAAGACCGGAGGUUUCUGGAGCAAAAGGGCCCUGACGACGGACCGCUGGCCGGCAUCUGGACCGUGGUGCCCGACGUGCGUUCGGAUGAGUAUUGCUUUUACACGGCAAUCAUCCUCACCCUCGAACAUAACCCUGUUGUGUCCACCACCCGCAAGGGAACUCGCUCGCUGUUCGAAGCAAAGCUGUCGACGAUCGGCCACGACUGCUGCACGAUGUAA
Molecule: messenger RNA, 672 nt
Organism: Sordaria macrospora k-hell
Lineage: Eukaryota; Fungi; Ascomycota; Sordariomycetes; Sordariales; Sordariaceae
Source: RefSeq, a predicted model, not a curated record